AUGCCGAAGAACGGUAACCGGAAAGGAACGGUGGAAACGGAGAAGAAUCGGCGGGGAAAGUUACCGGAGAAAUCCAUGUCGUUCCACGGCAGAGGAACGAUGCCUCAGCCGAAUCCAGGGGAGCUUCGAAGGCCGAAGACAUUACCGGAGUUGUUCUCCAACGGCCAAAGCAUCGGCGGAGGAGGAACGGUGGUUCCGCGUCUGACGAAACUUCUGCUUAACGUGACGGUGCAAGGGAGUCUAGGCGCUGUGCAGAUUAUAAUCUCGCCGGAAUCCACCGUGAGCGAUUUAAUCGACGCCGCGAUUCGUCUGUAUGUGAAAGAAGCUCGCCGACCAUUCUUACCAGAUUCACAAUCGUCGCGAUUCGAUCUCCAUUACUCGCAAUUCAGUCUCCAAAGUAUCGGAAAAGAGCAGAAGCUAAUAUCGCUUGGAUCGAGGAACUUUUUCUUAUGUGGGCGGAAGGAGGAGGAGGGAGGAUUCCCCAACGGCGGUGCAUCGUGUUCAAAGGAAGCAGACAAAGUCACUAAACCGGCUUUUCACUGGCUCAAAUUCAUCGGUUUCUAA
This is a messenger RNA of Arabis nemorensis, 564 nucleotides long. The record is from the annotation of a GenBank genome assembly. NCBI's taxonomy places the organism in Eukaryota, Viridiplantae, Streptophyta, Magnoliopsida, Brassicales, Brassicaceae.